CGGCGGCGGCAACGGGCGUACAGCUGGGUUGGGCGUCCUGGGGAGAGAGCGAGAGGUCAGGCCAUGAACCUGGGAGAUGGUUUAAAGCUUGAAACUGAAUUGUUGGAUGGAAAAACCAAGUUAAUAUUGUCUCCAUAUGAAUGUAAAUCAAAAAAUUCUGUGAAGAUGGGAAAUAAGACCAAGAUUGCAAAAUGUCCUUUAAGAACAAAACAAACUGGAUACAUUCUAAAAUCAACCCAAAAUACUUGUAUCAGGAGUGGAAAACUUUUGCAAAAGAAGAGAAUGGGUUCAGAAACUUCACUGGCAAAAGGUGAAAAAAAUAGUAUGACUUUUUCACCCACUAAGGAUUUAUGCAAGCAGUAUGUAGAUAAAGACUGUCUUUAUGUCCAGAAAGAGAUUUCACCUGCAACCCCCAAUAUACAGAAGGCUAGAAACACCAUAAAUACAUCUGUAGUAGCUAAACAGAAGCUUUGCAAAAAACACAUUACAGCUGAAAAUAUGAAGAGCAGUUUGGUGUGUCUAACACAAGACCAACUACAACAGAUUUUGAUGACUGUGAACCAAGGAAAUAAAUCCAUUUCCCUGAUUGAAAGUGGAAAGGAAGAAACAAGUCAGGGCAGUCUACGUUUAAACAAUAUUUCCAAUCAGCCAGAGGAUGAGAAAAUUAUGGGAGUAUUCCAGAAAACUGAGGCUCUUUCAUCUGUCCUGGAUGAAAAUAAAUCUGUUUUAAAUAAAAAUCAAGAGACAUCUAAGCAGUAUGAGCAGAAAAUUGCCAUAGAGAAUGUAUGGAAACCAGCUGACAUAUUCAGUACUCUGGGGGAAAGAGAACGUGACAGAAGUUUGUUGGAAGCAAAAAAAGCCCAGUGGAAGAAAGAGCUUGAUGAACAGGUUGCUUUAAAGAAGAAAGAAAAAGAAGCUUCUGAAAAACGGAACAAUCCGUGGAAAAAAUUUGAAAGUGAUAAAAUAGUAUGGGAAAAAUUUCAAAUUCUUGACCAAUCUAAGGAAGCAGUACCACUGGAGCACCCUUUCAGUGCCAUGAAACAAGAACAGCAGAGGAAAUGGAUUGAAGAUUUGAACAGGCAAAUAGAAGAUGAUCGGCAAAGAAAAAUAGAGGAAAAAAUUACAUCUUCAAAGGGUGAGGAACAUGACAGAUGGGCAAUGCAUUUUGAUUCAUUAAAGAACUAUCCUGCUUCUCAGUCUCAACUGUCCUCUCGGUCAACACACAACCAACCAGAGUACUUCUGUGUCUCUCCGGACACUCAGGAACUGGCUGAUAUCAGCAGUGUUUAUACACCUAUGACUGGAAGUCAGGUUGAACCUUCAGAGGAGGAGCAUAUAGCAAAACCUGUUAGAGAUAAGGCCAUGGCAAACAGUCAGAAAACAAACUUUCUCCGUUCUAUGACUGCUCUCUUGGAUCCAGCUCAGAUUGAAGAACGUGACAGGCGACGACAAAAACAGUUAGAACAUCAGAAAGCCAUCACUGCCCAGGUAGAAGAGAAACGCAGGAAGAAGCAGCUGGAAGAACAGCAAAGAAAGAAGGAAGAACAAGAAGAGGAGUGUCGCUUAGCACGGGAACGAGAAGAGAUGCAGAAACAAUAUGAAGAAGACAUACUUAAGCAAAAACAAAAGGAAGAAAUUAUGACUCUCAAGACAAAUGAGCUAUUCCAGACAAUGCAGAGAGCACAGGAGCUAGCACAGAGGCUGAAACAAGAACAGAGGAUCCGAGAAUUGGCUCAAAAGGGACAUGACACUUCUGGAUUGAUUAAAAAUCUUGGCGGAAAGGUGUUAGGGUUCGAAGCCAACAGCUGCGGAAGAAUUCUUGAGAUGUCUUUGUUGAUAAAAGUGGAAUAUAAGGCAUCUACUAACAACAUUUCAAAUUUAGGACAUGGCUUGGAUGAUGUCAGUGGUAAAAAGAAUACAUGUAUCAGUUCUACAACCUCUCCCAAAAAAGAUACUGCUGUACAAACAGAUGACUUAAAUACAGGAACAUUCACCAAUGCAGAAUCAUGCUGUGGAACAGUAAUAGAGAGGGAAAUUCUAAAUUGUUCAUCUCCUGAGAUUCCUGCAGAAUUUAAUGAACAGUUUAACACUAAGAAAGACAAAGAGGAACUUACAAUAAAUCAGGUUAAAGGAGUCAACUUAGAAAAAGAAAACAGUUGGCAUAAUGAUCAGUGUAAUGAGUUUGGAAGGACAGAGAAAACACCUAUGAAGAAAUGUUCUAAAAGGCCUGAUUGGAAUAUAAAUAAACCACUCAAAAGGUAUAUUCCAGCAUCAGAAAAGUACCCUAAACAGCUUCAAAAGCAGAGAGAAGAAAAAAAAGUAAGAAGGCAGAUGGAACUGCUUAAUUUGGUAGAAAGAAAUAAUCCUGGACAUCUCUCUCAAAAUAGAGGCACUUCACCAGUUCUUCCUUCAUCUCAAGAAACAGAGCCAAGGUUCAGGUGGCAUCUAAUCAAAAAGGAAGAAGAGCCUCUGAAAAUUAAUUCUUUCGGCAAGGAAAGGUCUCAGUCACCACCACCAGUUCCAGUGGUGAAAAGCAGAACGCAACAAACUCAGACACUAAAAAACCGUAAUUAUGAAAGAGAGAAUCUGAUCUUAGAAGAUAGUCAAACAGAAACAUCACCUGGGCUUUCUGAACCAUCUCAUUUUAUCCCCUAUGUCCGAACCAGUGAGAUUUAUUACCUUGAUCCAGAUGCACCUCUCUCUAGGCCUUUAACCCAGGAUCUUCAGUACCAAACUCCACAUGACUGUGACCAAGAACACCGGCAGCUAUUUGAUUCUGAUGUCAGAGACCCACUUCUUAAUCCUAACUUGGUGAAAAACAGGGAUCGACAGCAAGCAAUCCUUAAGGGACUAUCGGAACUGAGACAGGGCCUUCUCCAGAAGCAAAGGGAGUUGGAAACUAAUCUCAUGCCUUUAGCUGCAAAUCAAGAAGAAAAUUUUAAUUCUUCGUUUUAAAUGUAGAAAAUCAAAUCCUUCACAUUUGUUGCUUCUGAAUUAUAAAAUGUGUUCAUUGCAUAACUAUUUUCCAAAAUUUUAAAAAUGCUUAUUUAAAACUUGUACAUUCUGUGGUACAACGCUGUGUGUGUAUAUAUAUUUUUUACAAUAAAACAGACAUUUUUGUAAAGCUAGUAAAAAAACAUUUUUCUGCUCUAUUGCAAUCUAGGUAUUUAAACACUUUCUACUUACCUUAAGACAGGUUUCUGACCUGUUCACAGACCAUGUUCUACACUUACGUAGCU
Odobenus rosmarus divergens (Pacific walrus) is the source of this 3239-nucleotide messenger RNA. RefSeq names its product coiled-coil domain containing 66 (gene CCDC66). Gene Ontology annotation, cellular component: microtubule; cilium; photoreceptor inner segment. NCBI's taxonomy places the organism in Eukaryota, Metazoa, Chordata, Mammalia, Carnivora, Odobenidae. The record is from RefSeq and is a predicted model, not a curated record. The coding region runs from base 64 to 2955 and encodes 963 amino acids. Gene Ontology annotation, biological process: cilium assembly. The transcript has 19 exons. Gene Ontology annotation, molecular function: microtubule binding.